GCCCGCGGAGGACUCGACUCACUGGUGAGCGCUUUCAGUCGGGAGGAUCUGGCCCGACUUCGGGUUUCUCCGGGCCGGGAGCUGGGAACCGGCCGGGCUGCGAGCAUCCCCAGGUCAGGAUCGCUGCGCAUGUUACACUGAGGCGCUCUGUGGAGGCGAGGGCUGGAAGUCCCCAGAUUUGCUACCCUCGGUCCCAGGGGGCUUUGAGAUCCCACAUCUGGGGUGGCGUUGGACCCGGCUCCUGCCCACUUAACCCUGUGACCCUACUGUGUCAUCUUGUGUUAUGGGAAUAAAGACCCGCCUGCGAUCUGACGCAGAUCUAGCACCAGAUGCAGAGUUAAACUGAAAGAAAAGCAAAGACCUUUAAAAAGUCAUUUGGAAACAAGCCCAAAAUAUUUUAAACUGUGGAUAAGCCGCUACAGAGAAAUUGACCCAAAGGAAACUACCUGAAUAACUGAGACAGGUUUAUGUUUGCAUCAUCGAUUCUAUCCAGGAGCUGAGGAGUCUCCCUUUGAAUCGAAGGACUGUGCAAAGAUGACCUUCCAGUUUAAUUUCACUAUAGAAGACCAUCUAGAAAAUGAAUUAACGUUCCUUGGAGAUGGAGCUUUGAUCCCAAAUUCCUCAAAAGCGUCUUCAGUCUCAGAAAGUCAAGAAGGUGAGCCCAGGGACACGGCAUGUUCUACAGAGCAGUCGGACUUGUCUCAGGGUCACUUGGGGCGACACAAGCCGGUGGGAAUCACAGCUCCCUCCCAAGACACACACUGCUCACUCGGUGCAGCUAACAGUUCCCUUCACUUGGAGCCCCGUGAAGGACAGCCAUGCUUGAGACUUGCCAAGGAGCAUUCUGUGCCUGCAGACUUACAGAAAACGCUAGAAAAUAAAGUGGUGGAAACGUCACCAGGCCUCCAGCACCUUAACGUAUCCGUAGUGAAAACCAUCUUGUUGAAAGAGAACUUCCCCGGAGAAAACAUAGUUUCAAAAAGCGUUUCUUCUCACUCUGAUCUGAUUACCGGUGUUUACGAAGGAGGCUUAAAAAUCUGGGAAUGUACCUUUGACCUCCUGGCUUAUUUCGAAAAGGCCCAAGUGAACUUUGCUGGGAAAAAAGUAUUGGACCUUGGCUGUGGAUCAGGGUUGCUGGGUAUAAGAGCUCUCAAGGGAAGGGCCAAAGAAGUUCAUUUUCAAGAUUAUAACGGAAUGGUGAUUGAUGAAGUAACCUUACCGAAUGUAGUGGCUAACUCCGCUUUGGAAGAUGAAGAAAAUGAUGGAAAUGAACCAGAUGUGAAAAGACGCAGGAAGUCAGAAGUAGCACGAGAACUAGGGAAAUGCCGGUUCUUUUCCGGGGAGUGGUCUGAGUUUUGUAAGCUUGUGCUAACCAGUGAAAAACUCUUUGAAAAAUAUGAUCUCAUUCUCACCUCCGAGACCAUUUACAAUCCGGAUUAUUAUGGUCCUUUGCACCAAACACUCCUUCACUUGCUGGAUGAAAAUGGGCGGGUGCUUUUGGCCAGCAAAGCGCAUUAUUUUGGAGUAGGUGGAGGUAUCCAUCUCUUUCAGAAGUUUGUAGAAGAAAGGAAUGUAUUUGAGACUAGAACACUAGAAAUAAUCGAUGAAGGACUAAAAAGAUUCCUCAUUGAAAUGGCUUUUAAGUUCCCUAGUUAA
Molecule: messenger RNA, 1656 nt
Organism: Molossus molossus (Pallas's mastiff bat)
Lineage: Eukaryota; Metazoa; Chordata; Mammalia; Chiroptera; Molossidae
Gene: METTL18
Product: methyltransferase like 18
Exons: 2
Coding region: 535-1656 (373 amino acids)
Biological process (GO): peptidyl-histidine methylation, to form tele-methylhistidine
Molecular function (GO): protein-L-histidine N-tele-methyltransferase activity
Source: RefSeq, a predicted model, not a curated record